GUAAACACCACUGACUAAACAAUCAUUAUUAAUUAUUAUUGUUUAAUUAAAUUUAAUUAAAUUCCAUAGAUAAAGAAGUAGUUUAUAAUAUUAAUAUUGACAAUUACUAUAAAAUAGUGUAAAUUCAUUCUAAAUUUAUAUCACUUUCACAAGUAUUAAUUUCCAAUUUAUUAUUUAUUUUAUUGACAUAUUUUGUUCUAUUGGAUAUAUACUUAUUACUUAUAGGUAUACUUUGUUAAUUGAUAAUUUCAGUUAAUUUGAAUUCAUGGAUUUCAAAUUUAAAGUUCUAAACUAUAAUUUAUUACAGUUUUUAGCUUGUUUUUAAAUAUUCAUUAAGUAAGAGUUUGUUAGAUAUUUGUUUUAAGUUAUCAUCCUUCAACUAUGGACCAGAUGGCACCUUCAUUUCAUAACCAUUUAAAGAAUUUUGUUGUAGCUGCCAAACAAUAUUCAUAUUGCCACGAUGAAUCAUCUUUUAAUGGAGUUCUCUGUUCAUUACAGAUCCUUGGACAACAAGAAUUUGUUUUUAAUUCUAAAGAUACUUUAAGACAUGAGUUUUGUAUUAACUUAUAUGAACUGAUGAGGAAUAUUAAUGAUGAUUCUGAGAUUAUGUGGGCUGCUGUUAAUUUAUUGCAAUCUAUUGUAAAACAAGGAUUUUUUCAAAACACAAUACUAAACAAUAAUGAAUUUACACUAAUUCUAACAAAAUUACUAAAAGAUGAAUUAUCAUUAGAUAAAAAAAUUAAAAUACUCAAAUUACUUCAGGAAUUGACAUAUAGAAUGAAAAUACAAUGGCAGGAAGGCCAUUCAUCUGAACUAAUAAGUCUGUUAGUAAAAUGGAUUUCAACUGAAGACAAAGAUCUUAUAUCAUUUAGUCUUGGGGUUUUAGUAAAUGUGUGUUGUAAAAACAAAUUUGCCAUGUUUACUCUUGUGAAAUGUACACAUUCUAAAUCCUUCAUGCGUCUACUGUUAAAAUUACAAUCUGAUGAUAUAUUCAUCAAAGUUCAAGUGUAUAAAUUAUUAUUAGUUUUAGAACAAGUAUCUGGUCAGAUACCUGAUGUUGAUGUUAACAAUUUAAUUGAUGUAACAUUUGUUGUUUUGGAAGAAGGUCUUAAACUAAAAAAUGUGUUUGUUCUACGCCACGCAGUAGACUUUUUUAUUGAUAUAAGUGAACAUUCACGUUGGAAAAACUCUGUUUUAGAAUAUAAUGGCUACAAAACAAAUUUAAUUAAAAUAUUGGAAUCUACAAACAAUUUUAAACACAUUGAGAAGUCUCAAAACAAUUAUCACAUUACAUUACAAAGUGUGGACUUAGUUUUACAAUUUGUUCAUCAUGUUAUUCAAUUCAAAAAUGAAGAUUUAAUAAUAUUAUAUCCUAAAAUUAUAAUGUACAUUUUGCAUUGGACUCAAUUUUCAAAUCUUCAAAAACAAGCAAUGUCAAUUUUACAAACAAUAAUUAUUAAUGUAAGAAGUUAUGAAAGUUACAUGGAUCAAACCCUUAAAUGUGAUAUUCAUGAAAAUCUGGAAAAGAGUUUAAAUGUAUUGCUAAUUGUUUUAUUUGAACCAAAUACAAAUGUAGAAUAUGAUUCAAUUACAUGUACAUGGAAUAAAUAUGCAAUAUGCUUGAGACUUCUUCAAGAAAUGUUAAAGAUGAAAAAUCUAUAUAAAAUAAUUGAAGAAAAACUUCAUAUUUCAUCUCUUCAGUCUUUAUUUCAUUCUCUGAUAUUGGUUGAUAUUAACAAUUUAAAUAAUUUACAAAAUAUCACAAAUGUAUACAUUGAAGCGCUGUGUUUUCUAACUGAAUUACUGGCUAAAAAUCCUACAUGGAUGUCUUUAUAUUCUGAAAUAUUGAAUCAGAAACAUGUUUAUCAUGUACUAGCAUUUAUAAUUUAUAAAGGUUCAAAAAAUAUGAAACAAAAAGUAUUAGAUCUCAUAACUAAAUUUUCACAACAAAGUACUUUAAUGUUAUCCGAUUGCUUGGAAGAAAUAGAACAAUUAUCUUCAGCUAAAGUAAAAAAUGCGACAACUAUAAAUUCAGAUGAGACUGAAAUAAAGCCACUAUGUUCAUUUUCUCAAGAAGAACAAUUAAAUGUGUUCAUUGAUAAAUUAGAAAAUAUAUUCAAUUCUAAUGAAAUACUUAAUAUAAAAACAAGUAAUGUCAUUACAUUAUAUCAGUACAAAAUGAAUACAUUAAAACAAACUGAAGUGUGGUUAAAACAAAGUCUUGAUAAUGCUUCUGAAGAAAUAACACGGUUAAAUUAUAAAUUAGUUUGUUUAAAUAGUGAAUCAGUGCAACUGAAUCAAAUGAUAUUAGAUGUUCAUCAAGAAAUCGAAGAUUUAACAGUAGAAAACAAAGAUCUAAAAAAAAAAUUAAAUAAUAUUACUGAACAAUUUACUACAACUAGUAAUAACUUUGCAAAACUAUCACGAAAUUAUGAAUCAAAACGUCAAAUUAUUGAAGAGCAGAAUUCUUCAAUAAAGAACCUUGAAAAACAAUUAGAAGAGCUAUGUUUAGAAAGCAAUAAAAUGAAAGCUGAUUUACUGGACCAAUUAAAAAAUGAAAAAACAGAAAAUAAAAUUCAAGUUUCAAAAUUGGAACAACAAUUAACAGAAAAACAAAGUAUUAUAAUUGAAAAAUCUGAGGAAAUCAAUAACAAAAUAUCAUUUAUUAGAAAUCUAGAAAAUCUUGGCUUAGAAAAGGAUAAAGAUAUUAUUGAUUUGCGUAAGCAACUACAAGAACAACAAAGAGUUCGGGAAAUGAUAAGUCAAAUGUUGGCUGCUACAUCCACUAAACCUUAACCAUCAGAUUCAAUUGACUGAUUCAAUUUGUGUUCCUAUGUAAAAUCUAAAGCCUAAAUUGUUGAGAAAUUGUUUUUAUAUUUAUUAGAAGUUAAUUAACUUCACUAAAUCAACUUAACAAGGUAUUUUUAAAUCAUAGUUUUUACUUAUUCUGUAAGUAUAGUUUUCUUAUGACAAACAUUUUAUUUAAAAUUCACAAAUAGUUAUGAUUUGAUUAUUUAAAGAAAUUCAUGAAUCUAAAGAUAGCAUUAUUUCUUAUUAUAAUGUUAUAGAGUAUACAAAGGUAUAUUGUGUUAAAUGAAAACAAUUUUAAUUUUAAAACUUUAAAAAGGAAUAUUUCAUGUAAUUGUAAUUUAAUGUUUUUUUUUUUAAAAUACAGUAAACAUUUUUUAAUAAUUCUCUCACAACUUCACUUGAAAUAAUAUAGAUACAUCAUCAACCACAAUUUGAUGUAUAAUAUCAUUCACGUUGAUUCAAAUUAAUACAAUAGGUACAUUAGAAACAAUCCGGUCUUGUUAAUAUUGUAUUGCUUUAUAAACAAUUUAUAAUAUAGGAAAUAAUAUUAAACUAGACAAAUGUAUUGUUAUAAUAAACUGUGAUUAAACUUAUCUUAAUCUUUAUUGAAAAAAAAACAGUUUUAUAAUGUAUAAGUUACUAUUAUUCAAAUAUAAUUACCUGUAUAUAUUUUAUGUUUAAUUCUUUGUAUAUAUUAUAAGUUACUGUAAUCAAUGUACCAUUGACCUAUUUUAUUAUUGAGGUGAUUUAUAGUUAUAUUUAUUAUUGUUUAAUUGUAAAGUUUAUUAUUUAGUAGUUUCAUAAUUGCAUAUUGAUAUA
Messenger RNA from Metopolophium dirhodum (rose-grain aphid), 3630 nucleotides. RefSeq lists its product as uncharacterized. The record is from RefSeq and is a predicted model, not a curated record. NCBI's taxonomy places the organism in Eukaryota, Metazoa, Arthropoda, Insecta, Hemiptera, Aphididae. The coding region runs from base 382 to 2796 and encodes 804 amino acids. The transcript has 12 exons.